AUGGACGGAGAUAUGAUCGGUCCGGGUCCGUACAGGGCAACAAAGCUGUGGAAUGAAACCAUCAAGCUUUUUCGUGGAGGGAUGCCACGAAGAAAACACUGGGCUCAUUUUCGGUGCUAUGAUAACAGCUUCACUGGUUCUGCAGCUGUCGAUCAUCUCCAUGAACUACUGAGGCGUAACCAGAACUUUGGGCCUGAGGUAACGCGCUACCAGUCUCUUCAACUGCUGAGGAAGUUUCUUAAAAACCAUGUCAUCGAAGAUGUUAAAGGACGCUAUGGUAAAGAAGACUUUGACGACAACGGACGUUUGUAUAGAUUUCCUCCACAGUCACCUCUCAAGCCUGUCCCUCAGCGUGUCCCUGUAUCACAGAGAAGCUUUAUUCCACCUGUCCUGCGAUGGGAUGAUUAUGAAGACAUGCCCACUAAGAUUCCAAUGAAGCCUCUCUCUUUGAAUUCUCAGUCAUGGAACAAAAGACACAGUAUUGCGAUAGGAGAAGUGCCAGAAUGUAAACUGAUUCGGAAAAGAGAGGUCACACCAAAGCACGUGGAUCAGAUAUGGAAGUCGAUGACAUUGGCUCAUUUACAGCGUGUUCUGGGGCUUCAGACUUUGGACGGGGUUCUUGAUGCCAAGCUCCUGAGCUCAAAACACAUUGUUCACAAUGUAUUCAGUGUCAACAAACAAGGCAUCGUCGUACUGAAAAACAAAGCAGAGGACUUACCACACUGGGUUUUAUCUGCAAUGAAGUGCUUAGCAAACUGGCCGAAUGGAAAUGACAGCAAUCAAACCAUCUAUCCUGGUUUUGAGCGAGAUGUUUUUAGAACAGUUGCUGAACACUUUCAGAGAUUAAAGGAGCCGCUGAUGACGUUCCAGUUAUAUGAAAUUUUUGUCAGCAUUCUGGGACUUUUUCCAAGUCAGCAGAUCGCGGUUGAAGCGCUACAGGUCUGCUGCCUCCUUCUGCCUCCUGCCAACCGCCGCAAACUGCAGCUGUUAAUGCGUCUGAUGACUAAAACCUGUAACAACCAUGCCCUUCCUCCUCUUAAUGAUGCCAUAGGAACACGCACACUGAUGGUGCAGACGUUCUCUCACUGCAUUUUAUGUUCACCAGAUGAAGUGGACCUGGACGAGCUAUUGGCCACCAAGCUGGUCACCUUCAUGAUGGACAACCAUGAGGGAGUACUGAAGGUCCCCGCUGAAUUACAGAGAUCUGUUGAGGAGCAUCUGUCCCAUCUGCGCAGGGCUCAGAUCAAGUAUGCCGGAGCUGACACAGACUCCACGCUGGAAUCUACACCGUAUGCUUACUGCAGACAAAUUAGCAAGCAGCAGUUUGAGGAGCAGAGAGUCACAGGCUCUCAGGGUGCAAUAAUAGAGCUUUUGGAAAACAUAAUUCAUGAUAAGGCCAUGUCCAUAAAGGACAAGAAGAAAAAACUUAAACAGUUCCAGAGGUCACAUCCAGAUAUCUACCGCAGGCGCUUCCCUACACCUGAGAGUGAAGCUGCGAUUUUUCCCGAAAGGCCUCAGAGGCUCAAACCCCAGCUGAACUUUUUUGCCAUAAAGAAGAAUGCUUUGCAGCCUUUCCAGAGAAGCUGGAGCUUCCGUGCCUAAACCAAUGGCGUGAAUUGUUCUUCGUUAAGUUUUCAUGUACUGGAAAAAAACAGUCCAGACCAGAAGAGCUCACUGAUGGUUAUCAGCAUACUGCUGUUGGAUAUGGAGAUGAAAUGGUUUGUUUCACAUGAACACAAGAUUCAGUUGGUUGGCAUUUCAAUGAACAAUGGGCAGCUAAGAGAAGUAAAUUUAAGUU
Molecule: messenger RNA, 1798 nt
Organism: Trichomycterus rosablanca
Lineage: Eukaryota; Metazoa; Chordata; Actinopteri; Siluriformes; Trichomycteridae
Gene: depdc1b
Product: DEP domain containing 1B
Exons: 11
Coding region: 1-1602 (533 amino acids)
Biological process (GO): intracellular signal transduction
Source: RefSeq, a predicted model, not a curated record